AUGUCCAAGUUUGGCUGUCCAGAGAAAUUCAUCUUGAUGGUUCGUCAAUUUCACGAUGGCAUGUUGGCCAGAGUACUAGCUGAUGGUGAAUACUCCGAACCCUUCCCAGUCACAAAUGGUGUCAAACAGGGCUGCGUACUGGCUCCAACAUUGUUCAGCAUGGUUUUCACUGCCAUGUUAACUGAUGCUUAUCACGAUGGUGUAGAUGGUAUCAGUAUCAAAUAUAGAAUGGAUGGGAGCGUAUUCAACCUACGUAGACUGCAAGCUAUCACCAAGGUUAAGGAGACCAUCAUUCGUGACUUCCUGUUUGCUGAUGACUGCGCCCUCAACGCGUCUUCAGAAUCGGAGUUGCAGAUCAGCAUGAAUAAAUUUUCCGCAGCCUGUGACAACUUUGGUCUAACCAUCAGUACCAAGAAGACAGAGGUCAUGCAUCAGCCUUCUCCUCGUACACACUACACUGAGCCUACCAUACUGGUGAAUGGACAGCGUCUGCAGACAGUUGACAAAUUCACAUAUUUAGGGAGCACUCUUUCCAGAGCCGUGACUAUUGAUGCUGAGGUGAACAACCGGAUCGCCAAGGCCAGCUCCGCAUUUGGCAGGUUGCGCACAAACGUUUGGGAGCGUAGAGGGAUCACCGCUGCAACGAAACUGAAGGUCUACUCUGCCAUAGUAUUUCCAACUCUCCUUUUUGCAUGUGAAUCCUGGACUGUUUACCAGAGGCAUGCGAGACAGCUGAAUCACUACCACACAACCUGUCUCCGUCGGAUAUUGAGAAUCAAGUGGCAAGACAAGGUGCCAGACACAGAUGUCCUCUCUCGAUCCAACCAGCCAUCCAUCUACACCUUGCUGAUGAGAGCACAGAUCCGAUGGGCGGGCCACAUUGCUCGCAUGCCAGAUGAGCGGAUACCUAAGCAGCUGCUAUAUGGUGAGCUCUCCAACGGCAAAAGAUCAGUCGGAGGCCAGAAGAAGCGGUUCAAGGACACAUUAAAGACCUCACUGAAGUCCUUUAACAUCAACACCGCAACAUGGGAUAAACUUGCAGGGAACCGAUCAACCUGGCGCGAUCUCAUCUUUAAGGGCUGUCAAGCAUCAGAAGAAAGGCGGACUGUGGAUGCCAAACAGAAACGUGAGCUGCGGAAAUCAAGAGCAGCCAGUGCUUCAACAUCAGAUGCAUCUCUGGUUUGCCCUUCGUGUUCAAGAGCAUUCCGUGCCAAGAUUGGGCUCAUUAGCCACCUCAGAACUCACCGUACCCAAUCUUCUAGUACUUGA
Molecule: messenger RNA, 1269 nt
Organism: Xenia sp. Carnegie-2017
Lineage: Eukaryota; Metazoa; Cnidaria; Anthozoa; Malacalcyonacea; Xeniidae
Exons: 1
Coding region: 1-1269 (422 amino acids)
Source: RefSeq, a predicted model, not a curated record